This is a messenger RNA of Salmo salar (Atlantic salmon), 1981 nucleotides long. Its product is annotated as dynein assembly factor with WDR repeat domains 1. Gene Ontology annotation, molecular function: protein binding. Lineage: Eukaryota; Metazoa; Chordata; Actinopteri; Salmoniformes; Salmonidae. The record is from RefSeq and is a predicted model, not a curated record.
GGAAAAGUUUACGUCAGCCUCUGUUAUCAUGACACAGAGUUUUCUAGUCUCUAUUGUUUCUAGUCUCUAUUGUUUAUGUAUAUGUUAGUAUUUUUUUUUGUGCACAGUUAUGAAACAAAUUCUGUCUUUUUCGAAGAGGUUUGUUGUAGGCGAAUUCGUUUCAGUCCAUCUGCGCGUGCGUCUUGGCCGCGAUAGUCUGUCGCCAUAACAACGCUUUGUUGACAAGUGAUUUCUGCUGGAGAAGCGAAAUGAAACUCAAACGAUUCCUUCUCAGAUAUUAUCCACCAGGUAUCAUCCUGGAAUAUGAGAAAGGAGGAGCUCUGAAGACUAAAUCCAUUGAUCUGUUGGAUUUGUCUCCGGAGACAGACACCGAGGAGUUAAUAUCAGAGAUCAGGAAAUCGGAGCCGCUGAUCACAGCAUCACGCGUCGACCAAGUCAAACUCUUGAUCCUCAGACUGCAGGAGAAACUGGGUCAGCAGGACAACCGCAGAUUCUACCUCUUCAAGGCGCUGCAGGCGCACAUCCUGCCACUGACAAACGUUGCCUUCAAUAAAUCAGGGUCGAGUUUUAUAACUGGGAGCUAUGACAGGACAUGUAAAAUAUGGGACACGGCGUCAGGCGAGGAGCUGCACACACUGGAGGGCCACAGGAACGUGGUGUACGCCAUCGCCUUCAACAACCCCUACGGGGACAAGAUUGCCACUGGGUCCUUUGAUAAGACCUGCAGGCUGUGGAGUGUAGAGACGGGCAAAUGUUUCCACACCUUCCGAGGACACACUGCUGAAAUAGUGUGCUUGGCGUUUAACCCUCAAAGUACCUUGGUGGCCACGGGUAGCAUGGACACUACGGCCAAGCUAUGGGACAUCCAGACUGGAGAGGAGGUGUCUACACUGACAGGCCACUCAGCAGAGAUCAUCUCCUUGUCAUUUAACACAGUGGGUGACCAGCUAGUCACUGGCUCCUUUGACCACACUGUUUCUCUGUGGGAUGUUCCAUCUGGGAGGCGUGUCCACACACUGAUAGGCCACAGAGGGGAGAUCAGCAGUGUUCAGUUUAACUGGGACUGCUCCCUCAUCAUCACCGGCUCCAUGGACAAAAGUUGUAGGGUGUGGGAGGCAGCGAGUGGGAAGUGUAUGGCCACACUAGCAGGCCAUGAAGACGAGGUGCUGGAUGUGUGUUUCGACUACACCGGUCAACUCAUAGCCACCGCCUCGGCUGACGGCACAGCGAGAGUGUACAGCGCUGUUAGCUACCAGUGCAUCUCCAGACUGGAGAGCCAUGAGGGAGAGAUCUCCAAGAUCUGUUUUAAUGCUCAGGGCAGUAGAGUUCUGACGGCCAGCGCUGACAAGACGGCUCGCCUGUGGGAUGUCCAGUCUGGCGUCUGUCUGCAGGUUCUGGAGGGACACACGGACGAGAUCUUCUCCUCCGCCUUCAACUACGAGGGUGACACCAUCAUCACAGGCAGCAAGGACAACACCUGUCGCAUCUGGCGCUGACCCGUCCUAUGGUCAGUAGGGUGUGUGAGGAGGCAAAGGCCAUCUGUCCAUCCCCCAAAAAGAUGACUCCAACAGGGCCCUGUUUGAAGAUGCCCUUCCUGGAAGUUAUCACUGACCCAACGUAUGUGACCUCUAACCUCCUAGUUGCUGUGGAGUAAGAUUCAGUAGAAUGGAUAGCUUUGGUGAAUGAAUUUGGUCCUACUGUCAUUUUACUAUGUAGCACUGUCUACACAGACAGUUUAGCGCUGUGGAUGCGUCCCAAUGGCACCCAAUCCCUAUUAAGUGCACUACUUUUGAGCAGGGCCUAUAGGGCUUUGCGGCCUACAUUCACCAGUUAGGAUUUGACCUGGACUGGUCACUUUGGUCCUCUGUCAUGUUCAGUGUUGAUAAUCAGUGUUUAUUUGUGUGUUAAUUGUAGAAUGGGCUGGACGGAAGAAUGUUUUCUCUACCCCUCUUUUGCUCAAUAAAGUCUAUUCAUGCUCACA